CUGUUACCGCCGGCGAGAGCUGGGAGGCGGCAGCGAGUUCCGCUCGCGUUGGAGGCAGAGGCUGCGAGGAGAGGAGAGCGAUGGGGGGCGGCCGCCAGGGGCCCCGCGCGACAUGAGGACCCCCGAGGGGCCCCUGGGCAAGAUCCCAGCAUGAAGCUCCCAGAGGCGCCCGAGGGCUCCAGGAACGGCUAUGUCCGGAGCUGCGUCAGCCCCCUGCAACCGGACCCUCCCCGGGGCAUUCUGUGCACACUUUGCCGCGUGUGCCGCUUACGCUCCCCGGCUCUGGCCGCCGCCGCCCUGUCCGUGCUGGCCAGCGGGACGGGCUGGGCUCUACUCGCGGCCCCCCAGUCGCUGCUGCUGGGUUUGUCGCACGCCCUGAGCCCCCUCUUCAGCCUGGGCUGCGCCUUCUUUUUCCUGACCUGCUACCUGUGCCGAUGCCAUAGGGGCCACGGGGGGCCCUGGUGGCCCCUGGCGCUGCCCGUGUGCUGCUCCUCGGGGGACCUGCUGGGGGCGCUCCUGGGGCCCCACAUGCUGGCCAGGCUGCUGGCCGUGCUGGCCUCGGUGGGGCUGCUGACCCUGUACCAAGCCCUGCGCCUGGGGCACAGCGUCCUGCUCCUGGGCUUCUGCAGCCUGGUGUGGCUCGUGUCCCUCACCAGCCUCGGCUCGUUGCCCCAAGCCGUCAGGGCCCUGGGGGGCUGCCUGGUGGGGCUGCUGGGCUCCCUGCUGGCCCUGGGCUUCUCGCACUUCUUUCAGAUCAGGGAGGCGCAGCCGCGGGUCGCCGCGGUGGAGGACAAGGUGCCGGUGAUCAGACCCCGGAGGAGGUCCAGCUGCGUGUCCCUGGGAGAGACCUCGUCCACUUACUAUGGCAGCGGCAAGAUGUCCCGGAGACCCUCGUUGCCCUGCAUCUCCAGGGAGCAGAUGAUUCUUUGGGACUGGGAUCUAAAGCAGUGGUACAAACCCCAGUAUCAGAAUGCUGGAGGUGGAAGCGGGGUCGACCUUUCAGUCUUGAACGAAGCCCGGAACAUGGUUUCUGAUCUUCUGGUCGACCCGACCCUUUCUCCGCAAGUUGUCUCCUCGCUUCGUAGCAUUAGCAGCCUGAUGGGGACUUUCUCAGGUUCAUGCAGACCCAAAGUAAACCCAUUUACCCCGUUCCCGGGCUUCUACCCGUGCACGGAAAUGGAGGAUCCGAUGGAUAAAGGAGAGAGAAAGUUCCACAAGGGUCUGAACAGUCGGAGCAGCCUGCCGACCCCCCAGCUCCGGCGAAGCUCGGGUAUUUCUGGCCUGCAACCCAUGGAACUUGCUUCUUCGCGGUGGGAGCGAAGCAACGGCAAACGUCCUUACCAGGAUUACAGUAAUUCAAGCCAAGGAUCUUAUCCCAAUGGAUCUUUCAGCUCUAACCUGCUCACAAUACCAAAGCAAAGGUCAUCGUCGGUGACCCUGACGCACCACAUGGGCCCCAGGAGAGCUGGUACCUCUCCGAGUUUGAGUCCUGUGAGUUCUCCCAGCCACGGAUCCUCCGCGUUCAGCCGAUCGCCCGUCGAGUUCCCGGACACGGCCGACUUUCUCACCAAGCCAAGUGUUACUUUACAUAAACCUGUGGGACAUGCGAUAAAUUCUCAGGAGCUCCAGCAGCAACUCAGACCAACUUCGAGCCAUAUUUGUAACAGUUGUGGUCGUCAGUUUUUUAAGCCUCUCUCAAACUCUGAAAUGGGAGAAAACAGUUCUCUGUCUGGUGCAGAAUAUCAAGUCAGGAAACCAGGUGAAAAUGUCGGCGGUGCGGCAGAAUCUGCGCAUGUGGACAAAAACCAGGACAAAUGGCUGCAAAAAGACUCCAGAAGAUUAUCCGGAAAUCACGAGCAGCACGCGGACGAGACGCGCAGCAACCAAGAACCAGAAAUGAAGGAAGAGUCGUCGCUUGACCUGCUCAUCGAAGAUCAGGAUGCGUUGUUGGAAAAAUUGGACAAUUGGAAUUUCCCAAUAUUUGAUCUAAUGGAGAAAACCGGCGGGAAAUCUGGAAGAAUCUUGAGCCAGGUGUCGUUUACCUUGUUUCAGGAUACGGGGUUGUUUGAAAUUUUCAAGAUCCCUGCAGACAAAUUUCGGAAUUUCUUCCAAGCUUUAGAAACCGGAUAUCGUGAUAUUCCAUACCAUAAUCGUAUACACGCUACCGAUGUCCUUCACGCGGUGUGGUACAUGACAACGAGGCCGAUCCCGGGGUUUCAGGAACUCACCUGUGAUGACGCAGAUCCAGAUAACGAGGGCGGAUCGGCGCACGUCUACCUGUCUUCAAGGAGCUGUAACUUCAUGGAUGAUAGUUAUGGCUGCAUAGCUGCAAACAUCCCCGCGCUGGAGCUGAUGGCUCUCUACGUGGCAGCUGCCAUGCACGACUAUGACCACCCUGGACGUACCAACGCGUUUCUUGUGGCCACAAAUGCACCCCAGGCCGUUCUGUACAACGACAGAUCCGUCCUGGAAAAUCAUCACGCGGCGUCCGCCUGGAACCUCUUCCUGUCUCAGUCGGAUUACAAUUUUCUUUCGUAUCUGGAUCACGUGCAGUUCAAACGUUUUCGCUUCUUGGUCAUCGAAGCCAUCCUGGCUACGGACCUAAAAAAGCAUUUCGAUUUCCUCGCGGAGUUUAAUGCCAAGGUGAAUGACGUUAACAGUAACGGCAUAGACUGGAGUAACGAGAACGACCGGCUCUUGGUUUGCCAAGUUUGCAUCAAGUUGGCUGACAUCAACGGCCCGGCAAAGACGCGCGACUUGCACUUGAAGUGGACGGAGGGCAUAGUCAAUGAAUUUUACGAACAGGGCGAUGAAGAAGCGAGUCUCGGACUUCCGAUUAGCCCGUUCAUGGACCGGUCUUCUCCUCAGUUGGCAAAACUCCAGGAAUCCUUCAUAACCCAUAUAGUGGGACCCCUGUGUAAUUCCUACGACGCGGCCGGCUUGCUGCCGGGAAGGUGGAUCGACGAAGACGACGAGGUCAUCGAAAGCGAGGAAGAGGAGGGUGAUGAUUCGGAUUCGGAAGAUGAAGACCUGGACGAUGAAGCAAGUCCGAAACAACAGCGGAGGAAGUCUAGAAGGCGGAUGUUCUCGCCUCUGAUGCACCACCUGCGGGAGAACCACAAAGUCUGGAAAAAAAUAAUCGAAGAGGAGGACAAAAGCAAAACAGAGACAAACAAACAGCAGAACGAGAAUUCCUCGUUACCUCAAUCCGACGAGAUCCAGGUCAUCGAGGAAGCGGACGAAGAAGAGGAACGGCAGUCGGGCGAAGAGAAAAAAUGCUGAGGACGUUUUAUUAUUAUUAAUAUUAUUAUUAUUAUUAUAAUAUAUAUAUAUUUUUUAAGAGUGUAUAAAGGGGAGCAGAUAACCCUGUUUUCUCUGUGCUCUUCACAUACUGUAACUUUGAAAGGCCUUAAUACUGUGAGAGGAUCCAUGCUGCCCUCGCAGCUAACCCCCCAACUCUAUGCACUUUCACUACGUGGGAUAUAUAGACUUUAUAUUCAGACGUUGAUUAUUGUACACCUUGAUGCAAAAGUCCUUUUGUGCCCUGAUUUGGUAAAACCUUUACCAUGUUCUAAUGCUGCCUUUGCCGAAAUACAGAGCUCCUAUUUUCAAUAAGGUACUUAACGAUCAUAAAAAAACAAAAAAAACACUGACUUCUGUUACCAAAGUGGCCACCGCUUUUUUUGAAUAGACUGUGAGUUGGAGGAACACGAUACCCUUCUGAGGUUUUUCAAAUCACUACUAUUUCUUUUUUUUUUUUUUUUUUUUUUUUUUUUUAU
Molecule: messenger RNA, 3779 nt
Organism: Spea bombifrons (plains spadefoot toad)
Lineage: Eukaryota; Metazoa; Chordata; Amphibia; Anura; Pelobatidae
Gene: PDE3B
Product: phosphodiesterase 3B
Exons: 16
Coding region: 151-3282 (1043 amino acids)
Biological process (GO): signal transduction
Cellular component (GO): membrane
Molecular function (GO): protein kinase B binding; 3',5'-cyclic-AMP phosphodiesterase activity
Source: RefSeq, a predicted model, not a curated record